AAACGAAAGUGAUUUUGAGGUGACUUUCGAGACAAGGACAAGACAAAUCAAACAAACAUAAAGACAAUUUGAAAGCUUAUCUUGAAAUGGCAAGUAUGGCAGACAGUAAAUUUUGUGCUGGUUGUCAGCGUUAUAACGAAAACAUAAAUGCAGUAUAUUGGUGCAGUGACUGCACUGAACCUGUAUGUAAACCGUGUGGAAGAGUUCAUGAAAGGAUGUAUCCUCCUCACAAUGUAUUACCAAUGACUGAUAUAAAACAACUGAGUUCAUCGCUUCUUACCUUGUCCAAAAAUUGCAAUAAUCAUCCCGAUCAAAAGAUUGUACUGUAUUGCUUCCAACAUGACAAAGUAAUCUGCGGUUUGUGUGUACCUGUAUCACAUCAAAAUUGCAAGCACAUCUUGUCAAUUGAAACUGCUGCUAAGGGAGUUAAAGAUGGCACCGCCAUUUCUGACCUAGAGAGAAGGAUGGACAACUUCAGUCAAGUAACAGAGAACAUACUGACUAAGAGUAAAACAGCACUUGAAGGUUUAGAAAAAAGUCGAUAUAAUAUCAAGAAAAGAGUGUCGCAAAUAAAACAGAGAGCUAUUGCUCAUUUAGAUAAGUUAGAAGCAGAUAUACAUAAAGACAUUGAAAAGAAGUAUAGACAUUGUAACGACACGGUGUCCCGAUCUACAAAAAGCAUCCAAUCAAGCUCUGACUCACUGUUUGUAUGGAAAAGUGAUCUUAAAUCACUGAAGCGAUACACAAAUGAAAUCCAUUUGUUCCUAGCAAUAAAAUUUCUGGAUGAAAAAACCUACAAAAAAGAAAUGGAAAUAAGAGACACUCAAAUAACAACUUUCCCUGUAUUAACAUAUCAUUCUUCAGAAUCAGAGUCAAAAAUAAAGAAAUUACUUCCAGAUUUUGGUACAGUAACAGUAGAUAAUGUUCCCGUUCAAAUGCCAGAAUUAAAUAUCUACCAACAAAGUCAGUUUUUGGCCAGAAACAAGAGAAGUCUCUCUUUGACAACCUCAUUCCAAACAACGAAAUUAGGAAACGGAGUGAGCGUUUUUACUGGUUGUUUUAUUCCUGGUGAGAGAUUACUCCUUGGUCAGAACGGAUGUAACAAACUAUAUGUUUGCCAACUUGAUGGAUCCAAAUCCAGAGUAAUUGAUAUAGAUUAUAACCCACUGUGCGUUACUAUGUAUGACAACAGUCACGUUGUAGUAUCUGAAGGUUUGGGAGGUAUCCAGAUAAUCAACCUUACAUCAUUUAAGCCUGGUAGAAAAAUCAAAGUUGAAGGAUUUUGUAGAGGAAUCACCCGUCUAAAGGAUAAGAUAUGGAUAAGAAAUCAGCUCAAUACCCUUACCAUAGUGGAUUUCAAUGGUAAAGUUCUGAACACAAUACAAACAUCGUUUGAUCCUAGUAACAUCUUUGCCAGCCAAGAUGGUGAUGUCUAUUGUACAGACAAUACUAAUGGCAAAGUAUUCAUCGUUACAAAGGAUGGAAAAGAACGUGAGAUAUACAACAGUCCUGACUUGGACGGUGCUGUGGGUAUAUCGAUAGACGAUCGUGGUGAUGUGUAUGUAGCUGGAAAAGGAUCAAACAACAUACAUAGAAUAUAUCAUGAUGGACAGACAAGUGAUAUCGUUUUGACAGCAGACGAUGGUAUUGAUAGACCGACCCGUUUAUCGUACAACUAUGAAACAAGACAACUGUUAGUGGUGAACAACGAUUGUAAACAUAUCAAUGUUUAUAAAACUGAAUGAAUUCUGAUCAUGGAACCCUGACUGAGAAGCCUAGAAGAAGAAAGUAUUAAACAUUAAUGGUAAAUUUUAAAAUAAAUCAAACUAAAAUGUUUUUGAGGUAAUUUAGGAUCAUUUUGAUGUAAAAUUGUAAGUUAUUAAUGGUGAU
Messenger RNA from Mytilus trossulus (common blue mussel), 1890 nucleotides. RefSeq lists its product as uncharacterized. Bases 87 to 1745 code for a protein of 552 amino acids. NCBI's taxonomy places the organism in Eukaryota, Metazoa, Mollusca, Bivalvia, Mytilida, Mytilidae. The record is from RefSeq and is a predicted model, not a curated record. The transcript is spliced from 2 exons. Gene Ontology annotation, molecular function: zinc ion binding.